AACUUAUAAUCAGCUGUUUAAUACGUGCACACCGGUAAACAUCUACAAAUAUUUCGGAUUUAAGUGUGCUAGCCGCAAUAAUAUAUUAUAAUUAUAUAAAUAUACCAAAAACUACCAAUUUUCUUGAAUAAAAAUCAAAAGCUUGUAAUUUGUGAAUAAUGUGGCCAAUCCUAAUGGCGGUACUCCGUCGCAAUGCUGUCUACAUAACACUACCGAUUGCUGGUGUCGUGGGCUUCAUUGGUUAUAACCUCGAGCGAAUACUCUCGGACAGACAUACUCCAUAUAAUAAAUCCAUACAGGAAAAUCGAGCUGAACGACUGGCCGAAGAAGAGCUAACUAACCCCACACAUGUGGACAAGUUGCGUCUAAAUGUAAAUAUACUGGAAAGAAAUCUGCCUCCUUCGUUGCAGCCAAAGUCAUGAAUUAAAAGGUGUUAGCUGUUUGGAAGGAAAAUAAAUAUAAUAUGUAAUUUUCAUUUCUUUAAAGGUUUUGCUUUUUAUAUGAUAUA
Messenger RNA from Anastrepha ludens (Mexican fruit fly), 508 nucleotides. RefSeq names its product small integral membrane protein 12-A. Bases 159 to 422 code for a protein of 87 amino acids. The transcript has 2 exons. The record is from RefSeq and is a predicted model, not a curated record. Lineage: Eukaryota; Metazoa; Arthropoda; Insecta; Diptera; Tephritidae.